Molecule: messenger RNA, 1359 nt
Organism: Caenorhabditis remanei
Lineage: Eukaryota; Metazoa; Nematoda; Chromadorea; Rhabditida; Rhabditidae
Exons: 4
Coding region: 1-1359 (452 amino acids)
Molecular function (GO): oxidoreductase activity; FMN binding
Source: RefSeq, a predicted model, not a curated record
AUGAGUUUCCCUAAAAGAUUCCCUAAUGCUACUGUUGUCUCCUCCGAAAUUCUCGGAGAAAAACUGAAAUUUCCGAAUGGAAGAACUGCUCCGAAUCGAUUUCUGAAAGCUGCAAUGACUGAGAGAUUCUCUACUUAUUCACCUGAAAAUCCAAAGAAACAUGGACUUCCGACGGAGCAAAUUCUGAAUAUUUAUGACAAAUGGGGUCAUGGACAGUUCGGAAUGAUUCUCACGGGUAAUGUGGCUGUUGAUCCGACAAAUCUCGAAGCAAUCGGAAAUGCGAUCAUCUUCAAAGAAGGCGACAGUUCUGAAAGAAGAGCUCUCUUCACUCAAUGGGCUCAAAAAAUGAAACAAGAUGGAGGACUCGCUGUGAUUCAACUGUCUCACGGAGGAAGACAAUCAUCCAUUUGGGCGAACCGUACUCCUUUCGGAGCUUCCGAUGUUGAAUUGAAAACUGAUCCACCUGGAACAAUGUACGGAAAACCAAUUGCAUUGACCACUGAACAAAUAAGAACCGAAGUGAUUGAUAGAUUCGUGUAUGCUGCCAAGUUCGCGUAUGAAUGUGGAUUUGAUGGAGUUCAACUUCAUGCUGCUCACGGAUAUCUUCUCACUCAAUUCACCUCCCCAACUACAAAUACGAGAACUGACAGAUAUGGAGGAUCAUUGCUGAACCGCAAUCGCGUUAUCAUUGAGAUCUAUGACAAAAUCAAAAAUGAGAUCCCAAGUUCUACUGGUUUCUUGAUUGGUAUUAAGUCAAACUCAAAGGAAUUCCAAGAGAAGGGAACUACUGUAGAAGAUGCCAAGUUUUUGUGUGAAGCUUAUGAGAAGAGAAAAUUCGAUUUUGUUGAGUUGACUGGAGGAACUGCCGAGAAGUUUGUGUUUGCUCAUGAGAGAGAAUCAACGAAGAUUCGAGAAGCGUUCUUUGUGGAGUUUGCUGAGGCGAUCCGUCCAGUAUUCAAGAACACAGUUGUCUAUCUGACCGGCGGAUUCCGUACAGUUGGAGCAAUGGUUGACGCAGUUCAACGGAAUACAACACAAGGAAUCGGACUGGGACGCCCGGUUACUGCUGAACCAGAUCUCCCGAAGAAGAUUCUCAAUGGAAGUGUACAUUCUGCAAUUCAAGAUGCUUUCAAUCCGAAUGACAUGAUCAAACAAAUCCUGGCGAGUGGGUCCCAACUGGAGCAGAUGGGAAGGAAUAGUGUGAGGAAGGCAGGCGGAGAUGUAAUGGACCAAAUUAGUGACUACAGUGAUGAGAGGACAGUUGAAGUUUUCAAUGGAAAAGCGAUGGAAAUGUUCGGAAACAUUCAGAAAGAUGCGAUGGCCGGGAAGGCACCGAAGAUGCUUGUGGUGAUGGGUUAA